AUUAAAAAAAAUUAAAAAGUGUUUUAAACAAAAAAAAAAAAAUUUUUUUUUACUAAAAAAAAAAAAAAAAUUUGGAGUGUUGAGUGAAAAUGACAGAAACUAAUGGAACGAAUAAUUCUAAUACCAAAAAUGGAAAUUUUAUCUGCGGAGUUGUCGAGGGAUUCUACGGGCGGCCAUGGACCUCCGAGCAGCGAAAGGACCUCUUCCAAAAAAUGAAAAAAUGGGGCAUGGAUUCAUAUUUGUACGCCCCAAAGGACGACUACAAGCACCGCGCGUUCUGGCGCGACCUCUACACAGUCGAAGAAGCGGAGCACUUAACAGGACUGAUAACUUCCGCUCGGGACUCUGGAAUUACCUUUUACUACGCUCUGUCUCCAGGUCUGGACAUAACUUACUCCAGCGUGAAGGAAGUAACAGCUCUGAAGCGGAAACUGGAGCAAGUUUCUCAAUUUGGGUGCACGGCUUUCGCCCUGCUCUUUGACGAUAUUGAGCCGGAAAUGUCCGAAGCUGACAAGGAAGUCUUCCAGUCGUUCGCCCACGCCCAGGUUUCGGUGACCAAUGACAUUUUCCAGCACCUGGGACAGCCGAAGUUCCUACUCUGUCCCACUCAGUAUUGCGCCACUAGAGCCAUGCCUAAUGUUCCCAGUUCCGAGUACUUGAAUACCCUAGGAAGCAAGCUUGCUCAGGAGAUUGAUAUCAUGUGGACCGGACCUAAGGUUAUUUCCAGGCUCCUUACUCCAGAGAGCAUUGAAGAGAUCACUGAGGUACUCAGAAGGCCGCCGGUUAUUUGGGAUAAUCUUCAUGCUAAUGAUUAUGAUCAAAAAAGAGUCUUUUUGGGACCUUAUUCUGGAAGAUCACCAGAUUUGAUCCCAAAAUUACGAGGUGUCUUAACAAACCCGAACUGUGAAUAUGGCGCCAAUUUUAUCGCAAUCCACACUUUAGCCCAAUGGAGCCGCUGCAACGUUGACGGAAAACGUGACCUGAGUCUCAACGACACAGUAUCAGCGGACAUAAAAUUAGAAACUGAAACUGAAGAUGGCGUAGUGGGGGAGGAUGUUCCGAGUACCUUAUCGCCGAACAUGUACCACCCACGACACGCCCUAAAAGCAGCUAUCAAAGACUGGCUUAUAGAAUUUUCCAAAAAAAAAGUCGCCUGGGGUGUGAUUGCAAAACCGCAGCCUGCAGUGGCGCCCUCUGUUCCAAUUCCGAUAAUUCCCUCAGUGAACACUUGUAUGAGUUUAACAGCGACCUCUACAGUGUCGACAGUAUCCACCGCGUCAAUUACCGCCUCAGGGAACACGAACCACCUAGCGGCGCUUGCAGAAGUUUGUUCCAGCGUCACGAGCGACUUUCCAGGGCCGACUGGUCCAGCUAUGAACAGCCUGGUGUCGGAUAAUAAAGUGGAACCGGUAGAUGUUAGCACUGGAACUUCAAAUUCCGUUCUUGGAACCGCCUGUUCCGAGAACGGACCUGGAACAGGUGGAAUUGUUGGAACAGCUGGAACGGUUGGAACAGGUGGAACAGAGGCUCAGAAACUUGGAACUGAAGAUGGAACCGGUUCCAGGAACCAACAAGAGAACCUGGAGUCUCCGGAAGUAACGGAACCGAUGGAUUGCAACACGACUCCGAGCAAUUCACCCAGUCAGACGGUCAAGGAUGACGAGGCUAUGGUCGAGAACACCUCCACCUGCAGUGGAACAUCCGGAAGUAUGCAAGUUGAGGAGGUCAAUGGAACUCAGAUGAUUGUUGAGACAGAUGGCGUUGAUGGAGAAGGGGGGAAGGAUAAGGACAAAAUGCUUACGAUAGAAGACCUUGGAUUGCUCUGUGACCUGUUUUAUUUGCCGUUUGAACAUGGUGGACAGGGGAUUCAGGUUCUUCAGGAAUUUAAUUGGUUGAAGAGUAAUGCGCAUGUUAUGUUGAAGAAGAAGGAUGAGAAUUGCAAGGCUGAUUACGAAGAAUGGUUAUCAAGAGCUGCAAAAUUCAACGACAUGUGUGAAGCAGUGAACCGCCUGUUCCAGCGAAUGACUUACUGUGACAACCGAGAACUUCUCUACGACCUGUACUCCUAUAUCUGGGACAUGAGAGGCGUAAUCUCCCUUCUUAAUUCGUAUGUCAAAUGGCUGGCAUUUGGAAAAUUCCAGUCAUCGAUGACGACGUUUACUCAAGGCAGCUACACAUGGUUCUCUAAUGGGUGGAAAGAAACUUUCAUGAGUGGUGAUCAGGAGCCAUGGGUUUUUCGGGGUGGAUUAACUGCAGAUUUACAGAGAUUAAUACCAGUAGACAGUGGAAACGAUUUGUUUGUCUACAAAGCUCCAGAAGUUCCAACCAGUAUCAUCUACACCGUCAGACCUUACUUACCUUCUGAUGAGGAUGCAGUUUACGCCCUUUGUAACCGGAUUACUGGAGUUACGGGAACUUCUGCGGUGGCUGACAGGUUGGUCGGCGGGUUCUUGACAAUAAGCCCCGAGUUCUGUAUGGUGGUUGAAGAUGACUCUGGCCUCGUAGGCUACGCACUGACGGCGCUUAAUAUUAAAACUCACUACAAGAAAAUGGCCGUUGCUUGGAUCCCGGAAUUAAAGGUUAAAUAUCCUUUGGAAGAUAUUACCAACGAUCUUCCUGAAAGUGUUCAGGAGGCUAUAAGAUACUUUCACUCGUUUUCUCCGGAGGUUCCAGAGCAAUUAUCACAGCAGUUCCCAUCUUUAGUGAUGUGUUCCUUACUACCAACAGUAACGGACCAAUCAAUAGCCAAGAGACUGAUAACCUGCUCACUGGCGGCGCUGCGAGCAAACGGAUCUUUUGGGAUCCACACGACCAUAAGCGCAAUGGACAAAGAAUCCCAUGAGUUUUAUGGGAAGCUAGGGUUCGUAGACUACAACCAGGGUCAGGAGGAGCUUCCAGGCGUGGUCACAAUGUCACGGAGCUUCUAACACAAGGCUAACUCCGCGGUUGUUUUUAUAAACAAACUAUAUUUGCUUAAUUCACUGCCCGGUAUUAAUCACCCCAAGCUCCUCCUCGAUCCCACUAACCUCUAACCCCCCCACCACUUUUUGAUGGUCUGGGCCCAUAACCUGGUUCAUAUCCGUAAUCAGCAUUUUUUACCCGGUAACCUUUUUUUUACUGAU
Molecule: messenger RNA, 3122 nt
Organism: Cotesia glomerata
Lineage: Eukaryota; Metazoa; Arthropoda; Insecta; Hymenoptera; Braconidae
Gene: Oga
Product: protein O-GlcNAcase
Exons: 11
Coding region: 90-2927 (945 amino acids)
Biological process (GO): glycoprotein metabolic process
Molecular function (GO): beta-N-acetylglucosaminidase activity
Source: RefSeq, a predicted model, not a curated record